Messenger RNA from Saccostrea cuccullata (small rock oyster), 714 nucleotides. Its product is annotated as janus kinase and microtubule-interacting protein 3-like. The transcript has 7 exons. Gene Ontology annotation, molecular function: kinase binding; microtubule binding. The coding region runs from base 235 to 714 and encodes 159 amino acids. The record is from RefSeq and is a predicted model, not a curated record. NCBI's taxonomy places the organism in Eukaryota, Metazoa, Mollusca, Bivalvia, Ostreida, Ostreidae.
CUCUAUUUAUAGGAGAAAGACAGAAGGAUAGAGUUGGUACAGCACAGAAAAAGGAAGAAAAAAUCUUUAAGGCCUCAUGAGAAGGGUGUGAAGGAGACAUUUUAUGGCUAUGAUGAAGACGACACAUCCCUCAGCUCUGACAUUUCUCUGUCUCUGUCGACCGGGACCCUGUCUGAUGAGGAACUCUGUGAAGAGUUGUCUCGAUCAGAGAUAGAGAAAAAUUACCAGAAGCUGAUGAAGGAACACUUAGAACUUCAAAGACUGCAUACCAUAUUGACCUCACAGUGUGGAACUAACCUUGACCCUCAAAGAGAACUCAAGCUGAGAGUGGACUUGGAAACAAACCUUUUUCAGUCACAAUGCCAGAUAGAGAAACUGACAAAAGAAUUAACAGACACAAGCAAGAGACUGACUGCUGUUGAAUCCAAAAAAAGUGAGAUACAAGAGAAGAAUAUCAAGUUGACAGAAAGGGUGAAGCAGCUGGAGUUGGAUUGCGGUGAUCUGAGGGAGAAGUUGGAUGAAUCCAGGGAUCUUGUGGAGACGCUGGAAUUCCAGGUCAUGGAGUAUGAGACAGAUGAUCUGGAGACUGACAGAGGAGACCCUGUGUACCCACUUUGGCAGCUGAAACUAGCCAAACUGGUCAUCAUGUCAUCUUGUUAUAGACAGAGAAUGAAUAGGUCACCCAGUAGAGACAGAGCAGAAAAAGGACCUUAG